ACAGAUUGUGUGUAUGUUCUCAUAACAAUGCUGAUCGUCUUAAUAUGGUGUUUCUUCAUAAAAUGGUCAAAACUCCAAGAAGCUGACAAACGAUCAUGUAAUGUAGAUGGUGACAGCUUGUAUGAAGUUAAUGGUUUUGUGACAAACUGUGAUAAUCCAGAUUCGGUUACAUUUAUCCUUCAAGAUCCUAAGGAAUUACUUGCCUAUCUAAAGACACUAAAGCCAGGAAAUAUGGCCUCACACAUGGACCCUACUCCAAAGCUGACUGAUGAGAUUAGAGAUAUAUUCACUGCACUGGGCAGCACCAUGGUCAAAUCCCUGAAGCCCAGAGAUAGCUGGGUAUUCGCCGGCAUCUAUGAAAUGAAGAAAGCUAGCCCUUUUGAAAAGGUUGGAACUUGAUUUCAAAAUGAUAUGAGGACAAACAUGUAUGGAGACUGGCCAGAGAUGGGGGAGGUCAUUGGCUGCUUUCCCAGAAGAAUUGAGACUGAAUGAGUCUGCCACAUUAGCCAACCUUAGAUCGCCACACGUUUGGGACAUUUGAAAAUGGGACAUUAACAACGGACUAGUCUUCCCUCCCUAAGUAAAUAAAACUGAAGGAAUAGUUUAUUCUCAUGUUUUUCCAAAUCCAUAUGACUUCCUUCCAUGGAACACAGAAGGAUAACUUUUGCAUAUGUUCACACUGCUCUUUUCCAAACAUUGAAAGAGCCAUUUUCUGUCAUGAUGAUCAUACUAUAAAGCAAAUAAAAAUGAAAGAUAAUAA
Megalobrama amblycephala (Wuchang bream) is the source of this 760-nucleotide messenger RNA. RefSeq lists its product as uncharacterized. The annotation marks the transcript as partial. The transcript is spliced from 5 exons. The record is from RefSeq and is a predicted model, not a curated record. Lineage: Eukaryota; Metazoa; Chordata; Actinopteri; Cypriniformes; Xenocyprididae.